Messenger RNA from Cantharellus anzutake, 645 nucleotides. RefSeq lists its product as uncharacterized. Lineage: Eukaryota; Fungi; Basidiomycota; Agaricomycetes; Cantharellales; Hydnaceae. The transcript has 2 exons. The coding region runs from base 1 to 645 and encodes 214 amino acids. The record is from RefSeq and is a predicted model, not a curated record.
AUGGACACAGUCCUGAAGUCCUCUGAGGAGACCUCUAAGGAAGUCCUCCGUGCCUAUGAUCUGUUCUUAUAUGAACAUAAUCAAACCCAGAAUGCCGCCAGAGGUAUUAGGGCUUUGUUUCUGGCAAUGCAUGCCAAUACCCUAAUGCCGAUGAAUAUUGGUACACCCACCAAGAGAUUCUGGCAGGGAUUGAGGAGAAGAUUAGGGACAGAAUCUCUCCAUGAUCACCGAUAUGCCACUUUUAUUGAUGCUAAGGAAGCUAUGUUGGAAGCGUGGCAUGCUAUCAUCCCUGAGCCAAGAGGAUACCACAUCAGAAAUUGCACCCUGUCUGACAAGCAUAUGGAGGAAUGCACACAAAACCUCCAGAAGAUAGCCAAAGCGUUGAAGUCCACAGGUGCAGACCUAGUCCCGCCCGGUGACCCAGUUCACAAGGGGAAGAAGCCCCAUACCCCUCCUAGUAACCAGCCUGACGCCAACAGGAGCUCUUCCAGAGACUCUGACCAGAGCACAGCUCAAACUGAAGUCACCAAUGGGGAAACCUCCAAUGUCAUGGACAAGGAUCCCAACCCGAAGCCUAUAAGCACCCAUACCCACGAGUUAACUAAAGGCAAGGGUAAAGCAGACUGCAUUACUGUACUCACAUGA